CGCCCCUGGAGCGGACGGACGUGUGUGUUCAAAGGGAAGCAUUGCACCGCGCUCCAACUCGCUUCCACAACAGUGUACCAACACCACGCCCCAGCACGGCCACGGCGGGAACCACAGCUGCGGGAGUCCCGUGCACAGGGGCCUGCAUGUCAACCUGAGAGAGUGUGGAUUAUUCUGCGACGAGAAACAGAAAGUGCAGCGUGUGGUAAAAGUGGGUGGAGGAGAGAUACAAGUAGAGGUGAUAAGUAGUGAACUUAUAGUGGAGAGAGAGCCACGGCAGAGUAGUGGUGACGGCAGUGUGGUGAGUGGUGGUGAUACUACUGACGAGAAACCUACCAAGAAAAAGAGGAAGUUUAUCAUUAUCCUCAAAGGCUUGCUAAGUAAAUCCAAGCGCAGUGAAAAAAAGAAGUGUGUCGAAGGUGAGAGUGGGAGGGCGAGUGUCGGCGGCGGGGAGAGUGAAGCGGUAACUCACACCAACGGUUGGAAUAAUAACAAACGUGACGUUAAGUGUGGCGGCGGUGACGGGAGGGGCGAGGCCAACAGCGGUGCUGGGCGAGAGGCGAGGCGGUGGGGUGGAGACAAGGAGGGACGCGGAGAGACACGCCUCGACGCUGCCCGCAAACAGCAGACUUUUCUAAGCUAUAAUAGGAACACUACUGCCUGUAGCAACGAGGGGAAUUGUGAUCAUCCUAGGACAGGAAAUUUUGACGGAAGCCUCACGAAGUCUUCGUCAAGCAGUGCUAACAGUACUUCCAGGUGCGAGGCCAAUGCUAAUACAAGGAGCGGGGAGCACAGAAGGAGGCUGGGAGAACAGCGCGGCCUGCCUGGGGACACGGGAGCAGCUGACUCUACUCUACCACGCAGCCCUUACCAGCUACUCCCACGUAGAAAACGCGUGGCGGGAAGACACACGUGAGAGAAGGCUGCCCAGCACUGACCCAGAGCAGAGCUUUGCAACUCAAGAAGGGUUGAGGGACGCCUUCAGUGAUGAGUCCCAUGAAGAAUGUCCAGAGCCUCCUCCAGAUACGCAGGUAACACCAUCCUCUGAGCGGAAAGAGCUCAAUCAUCAACAGCACUCCACUACCUUCACCUGUGAGGAUCAGAGUCUUAUCAAUCCCUCCAUCUUCACUGGUGAUAUUUCUGAGCCUUUCCUAGAGAAUUGCGCCCUUGCGAACCAAGAAGGCAUUUCUCAUCCUUCCAGCGAAACCUCAGAGUCAUUUACUGCAGGCAACCAAUGCGAGGAGUAUUCAGCAAUCACAAGUGACCCUCCAGGUGAUAGUGUUUGCCAACAGAGUGAAAACUGCAACCAAAACAUAAAACUUGAGUAUAGUGUUUCGCCUGAGGCAUCGUCUAGCCAAGAGGACGACACACCUGGCCGUAAGGCAGCAACCAGCCCGCAGGGGCCAGACACAAGUCCGGUACAUCCGCUGCUUACCUCGACUGAAGCGGCCUCAGACACCUCGUGUAAAGCAGUCAGAAGGCGUGACUGUGUCUCCUCCACUCUCACCACCCCCCACUACGAUGCUGCUGACACUGUGUUGUAUGAAGAUGAUGAACACAAUAGUGAUGACAGUGAGGGAGAAUGUUCUGGAUCGAGUGUGAGGCUCAGUUGCCUUCCUGCUAUUCUCCCUUACAAGGAAAGGAGUGAGCCUGCGGAAAGCGAUCACAGUGACUCAGAAAGUGAUGAAGACAACAGUGAGUCAGACAGUGACAGCAGUGUUGACUACGACAUUCCUCCAGUCGAUGAGAGAAUUUACGACCCGCAGUUUGAUCCUUACUUCUACCAAGGCGGCAUAGCUCUUGAUGACGUGCCAGACGAUCAGCCAAUAGACUAUCCAUGUCCUUACGACAUCAAUGGUGACUAUCUUGGCCACAGACAAUUCACUCCACAUUUCUCUUACCUGGACCAUUGGAGCGGUUCCGUCGUCACCGCCCCUGGGGAUUUGUACCGCAGCCAGAGCCAGCCCGAAGCUGUCACCCAGGACCAACCACUCGACGGUGACGCCCCGCUACACGUCUUUCUCAGUCAGCCCAUUCCCACCCAAGCCCUUCCCGAUUUCUCCCUCGAGAACAGUCUCUUACGACCAAGGAAACAGGGCCAAUUUAGCUCCCUGUGCAGUUUUGGCGGGUCGCAGUUGUAUACUAUCACCGAGGAGGUUGAGUGCGACGAUACUUAUGACGAUUUGUACUCUAGAAGGAACUACUCCGAGUCUAAUUUGUACUUUAAGGGAGCAGAGGAUCUGCUCCCAGAUUCUCAUUUCAUAAGGGCUGAUCUUUACUACGGAGACACUGACUCUGAUGCUACUGUUCACAGCGAAUCAUCAGACGACCGAGAUUCAACGGAAACACUUGAUCAAGACACACAGUCCUGGGAAAUACUUGAGUCAGACCAACCAUUGCAUACCUCUCAACUAAGACUGGCAGAUUCCAUUGUUCUUGAAGCAGUGGCCGAGAGGGAUUCUUCAGAAGAGUUAGUCGCCGCUGAGAGUGAGCAGAAGCUGGACGGGGACAGCAGGACACGUGAUAAUUCACCACAACCAGAAAAUGAGUGUGCCGCCAUCGAAUAUCCAGAUGAGUUCUUUUUGUUCUGCUCCGAGGCGGAGGUCACCGGGGUGGACGUGAUGGAAAGUGUGGACGUGCUGCCUUACAAUAAUAGUAAACAAGAUUUUACAUACUUCAAAGUAGAAAGUAAAACUACAGAUAGGAACAGUCCUAUCGACCACGACUUCCUUCUGGAGAGUUACAGCUGCAGGACAACAAUGAGUAACAGGGACUCCACAUCCACCACUGGUAUGGGUCUCCGCAAUGCCUGGCAGGCGGGGCUUAACGGCACCCCUGACCCAAGAAAUGGAUCGUCCUCACACGUGUACCAAAACAUUCCUCUUAAUCGCCGCAUUUCAAAGUCUAAUCCAGAUUUGGCUUUAGGUGACGACGAAGUUGAUCAAGGCCGAGUCACGACCCGCCCCAUCUACCAGAACGUGCCAGUACCCGCCAAGAGGUACCACACGCCGGGCAGGGAUUCUAAUAGAGGUCUGGACAACCUACGCUCCCGCGACAGCAACAGUAACUACUAUGAUGACUGGACGCGAGGUUCGGGGCUCCAGGUCACGUCUCCUUACAUGAAUGUGCCUCACAACGGACACGGAAGCGACAACUCACUCUACAACCUGAAUUCCUUCAAGUCCUCAAGUUCAUUGUCGAGCUCCUUGAGUGACGGUCUGGACCGUGUAGUGCCUAAUGGUCACAGUGAGGAACAGCGCUCCAGCUCUGGCUCCCUCUAUGAUGACCAAAGGACCAGCCCAGAUUUGAGAUAUGUUGGCCGUUCCCUUGCCCCGCCCUCGCGCGCCUUCAGGGGAGGCUCAGUGGCCGAGUCGUCGUCGUCCGGCAGCUUCACCGCCUACGCCUCAAACACCAGCCUCGACCACGACACGUUUUCCAAGACCUCCAAGAUUUAUAAAUGGAAUGGUUCUUCCUCUGUGUCAGACCUGACCUCCCUUAGCCGUGACUUGAGUUCCACCUCCUCUGACCUCAGCAGAGGUUCGGCCUCGGCCUGUGACCUGACCCAGGUGGGAGGAGAGGAGGACUGGGGAAAUGAAGCACCUCUCGGUGAAACCAGCUACGCCGCCUGGUGUGCCAGGGUCCAGAACGACGACGGUGACGAUCAGGACUUCGUAACGACGCUGGGCAACCGAGACACCUCGCCCUUCGUCUUCACACCCCAUCAAAAGGCGGCCAAGAGAGCCAUGAUGGAAUUCUGUGUGCACAACUUAUCGAGCGACACAGAUUCUGAUGCCUCCACCUCCUCCACCACCUCCUCCACCUCCUCCUCUGACGACGAUUGCGAAGCUGAUGGACGAUCCUACCAGGUAACAGCCCCAGGGGAGAUUGGACUUGCCACAAUAGAGGAGGACGCGGAAGAGGACUCAGGCGCAGAGAGUUCAGGCCACUGGAUGUUCUCUGCAGACAACACCGAUACGGACUCAGUGAUUCACGUUCCCGCUGCCCUCACGCCCGCCCCCGUGGAGUCCCCUCGCCGCCACCCACCAGAAGACGGAGAGAGCACAGCCAGCGAUGAGACCCUUGUGGUAGAGGACGACGAGGAGGACGAGAAGGGCGUGUGUGGUGGGGACGGUGAGGGGCGGGGCGGGCGGCAGGAAGCGGGCGUGACGGUUGGUAAUAGUCUCGCCAGGACCCCCGCCACCACCCCGGCCGCCGGCGGUCAUUACGACUCUUCCGCCUCUGAGGAUGAACACAGCAGUCAAGGAGCAGAGCGGCCGGCGGGCGGCAGUUCCCUGAGGGUGGUGCAUCGAAGGAGACGUAAACCAGGCGACGGGCGGCCAGCGGGCAGUGGGGCGUCCCUGCAACAAACUAACAUGCUCGGCUCUUCACACUCUACCAGGAUUUUCGAGAAACAUGUUGAAGAUGUGUUUGACUUUGAAAGUCUGGAGAGCUGCGAGAGUGUGUCUGGUGGGAGUGAGGCAAGCUCUCCCGGCCACCUUGGGAGUCUCUCGGGGCUGGAGGAGCCUGACGCAGUGUUCAACAUGUCUGCCACAUCGCAGCCCUUUGCUGACGCUUCUCCUAUAGUGAGGGAUGAAGCCACGAGGAUCACCACUGCAGAAGUGUCAUCUGAAAUAAGUGGUGAACUUGAAGGCAAUGAGGGGAGCAGCGCGCCUUCCCAGUUACUCAGCGAGGAAGCCAGAAAUCUCUCCCUGGCCUCCACUCCCAGCGGAACACCUGCAGGGAGACACGGGGAGGAGAUUGAAGGUGACCUGAAUAACGUGAUCAGCAACUCUGACACGGACUUAGUGUUGCACUCUACAAACAGCGACAGUUCCCAGCCACACGAGAGCUCCUCAGGUCCGCAGAGCAUGGACAUGUUUGGCCUGCCAGUGCGAUGGACGCCUGGACAUGAUCCCCGCCACGCAGCAGCUGACACAGACACAGCGAUAAGAAACAGCGACACAACAAACAUCGAGGCUGAGAAAACCAGCGUGAUGCAAAUGAGGUCAAACAGUGAUACAGAAACUUUCGCUAAUACAACAGCACGUCCUAGUAAUUCUUCCAGCAACCUUGCACACCAUUCGGAAGGACGGAGCACUGACAUAGCUGCGUCACAUGAAGUUGAUCUCCCACCACUACCAGAUGGGGGCCAAGCUGUCUCCACUGAUGAUGUGCAGGUGGGGAGCGCGGUGGAGACGAUGGUGGCGUGCGAGGCCCAGCAACAGGAGGCGGUGAGUGCCGCAGCCUUCACUCCUUACACUACUGGUGAAAACAGUAGUGAAGCCCGUCACUGUCACUCGUCUCACGGCCCUGCACACCACCACCACAUCAGUUUGGCGCCGCUUCCCCAACAGAGCGAAGGUGAGACACUUCUGCUCCCUCCGUCGUGUGCCGCGAACCAAGAUGCCAAUGAAGACGACAUGAGGGACGCUCUACUGCCUCCAUUACCCCAGGGAAACACAGCCACCAAGAGGGCUGUGAGAGGUGUUGUCUCUGAACAGGUGACUCCUGAGGCGCCUGACACCAAACCAGCUGACAUACAUUCCUCCAGGGAAGCCGGAUACAUCUCCUCCAGUCUUAAGUCUCAGCCGUCCCAAACAGUAACCUUUGGAACUGACCUUCCAUCCGGAGAUAGUGACACAGACACUGACAAUACAGACGGUGACUACGACGAGGAGGAUCACUUCGCAGCCGAACUCAGCCUCCGCAUCUCCAGCAUGCCUGCCGCCUCAGCAACAAAAGUUAAAUCAUUCAGGAGUUCGGACAUUCUGAAUCUAAUUGGUCUUGAAAGAGGCGGGGCGGGGCCUCGAGAAGUUGGAGGGGUCUCGGAUGACGUCUCCCCGCCGGCCAGUCAGGCGGGCAGCUCACCCGAGGUGCCAGAUUCACUGAGGUCCAGUGAAGGUCGCAGUGCCACACGCUCUGUGGAGACGCUCAGUGAGGACAGUGGACUUGGUGACCGUGACGUGCGACUCACUCCUUCCUCACCCCUCGCGCCCAUUUCUGAGGCUGUCCCAAGCCAGGCUCCUACACCAUCCGACGCCCCUGUCAGUUCCCGUCCCAGACGUCAGGACGUUCGUCAAGCACGCAUCGCUCGAGCACGCUCCCUUGGUGAUCUGCGCAGCUACUCUGAUUCUGACAGUGAGGAGGAAGAAGGUGCCAUGUACAGGUGGCCGCCACACCCAGCCGCCCACCAACUGAAUGAAGGUAUGAACGGCAGUUCUUUCAGCUACAGAACGCAACAGCGCCCUUACAAACCAAGCUACACAAAUUAUCUUCAGCAGCAGCAACAACAGAGGUGCGGAGUCGACACAACCUCCCGCUUUCCUCCUCGGCCACUUCCGUUUUCUGGCUCAGAGGGAAGCGAUGAAGAACUCAGGUCACGUUUCACGAACCACAGAGUCACUUCCCCAGGACACUCAAAACCUCGUAGACAUAAAAGUUUUCACGAGGCGUCCAGGCAAGAUUCCACCUGCUGGCCCGCCGCAGAAGUAGGUAAAGGAACUUGGGCGACACCACACGGAGCUCCUCGCCACGGGAGACGGCGCCCGCAGCCCAUCAGCGUGGAUCUGGCUGAGCAGUUCCUCAGUCAAGAGGGCCUGAAAUCUCCCCAACGUAAACAAACGGUCGAGAACCCUUACGGUGCUGCGGGUGAGGGUCGUGGAGAGGAAUGGAGGAUGCAGCAUCCGCCCUCUCUUCCGGGCACUGGAGGCGUGGCCUAUCAGGCGGCCCGCGCCGCACCAACCAAUCAGAAGCCACCUUGUGAGGCGAGUACCAACGGUGUGUGUGUGGGCUCUGUAGGGUCAGGGAGCGAGCAGUGUCCGCCAGCAUCUUCUCUGACGCAGGAGUUGACGGUGCUCCGCGCCUGGCCCGCCGCCCAGGCCGCCCCGUCACUCCUCGCCACGCCGUCCCGCCCGGCCCCCGCCCCGCCCAGCACCCAACCCCCAGUCUCUGCUCCACUCCCUCACCAAUAUAGCUCUACGCCCGCACAGUUGCCCAAUGAGUGCCAGCCUGUACACACGGGGCGGAGGAGCAGCAGCCCAACUCAUGACCCGCCCGGCACCACUGACACUGAGUUGCGUGCCGCGAGUGAUCUUAACGAACAGUGCCUGCCGAGAGGGACUGGUGUCAGCCCCGCCACACCUGACGGUGUAACCACAGAGAUGGCGGAGGGGGCGAUGAGGGUGCACACCAAGACUUAUGGUUCGCAUGGGGAGGUGGAGGUGUAUCUCGCGAAAUGUGACAACGGGUGUCGUCCUCCCAACACUUCCCCGGUCCUCACUCCCAGGGGCGGUGCCGAACACAGACCAGGGUCGAGAGGCGUCACUUUCUCACCCUCAGUGAAAGAAAUAAACUGGCGUGAGAGUUACUAUGAGGCUGAGCCAGAGGGUGAGGGUUCAGGGAGCGACGUGAGGAAGGUUUUGGUGGUGACGUCAGAGAGCCCAACCCCUCAACGUGUGGACCUCACCCCCUCCCCACCUCCCUCUCAUGUGCCCACGAUCCAUUCACAGGAUGAAAACAACACACCUGAGAGCAGCCCUGCUCCAACCUGUGGCCUCCCACAUGACAGUGAUAAGAGUAACGGCCGUGUAUUACAGGCACCCGCUGGGUCUUCCUCUGACGCAGAGAUGAGCGAGGACAAGUCACCUAAAGUUCAGACGCCACUAUGGCAGAGAUUUAAACUGCCUAAAAUUUCUUCACCAAAGUCCCCGCGGCCUAAAAUUCCUCCCAAGCCACAGUCGCUUUCCUCACGCUCAUCAGACACGGAAAGCUCUAAAUUGUCAAGCCCUGGCAUGGACAGCAGCUCCUCCACGCCAUCCUCGCCCGACACAAAGGUCAAGAAGGCACCUUCCAGCCCGAGGUUCUUCUCGUGGGGCAGCAAGCGGGAAAAGAAAGUGCGGGUGCUUCCUCCCCGGCCUUUAGUCUCCCCUCCACCACCCCCGGCUCAAGUGAAUGCCGGGCAGAGGGGGGAGGUGACAGGGGAUCAGGGUGGGGUUAAAGGUGAACCGGAUCCUGCCACAGCAGUGUCUCCCGCGGCGCUGCCCCGCGAGGACAGAGCUGGUGUUUCAGACAACAGUAGUGAGCCUGUGAGGCAGGAAGCAAAACGUGUGUCGGCUCCCGCCCGCGAGGAGCGAGUGACCAGGUCUCCUGUAAGGCUCGUGAGCGCUGACAAGCUUCUCAUCACCGAUAGUGAUGGCUUGAGUCACGGGUCGGGCAGGAGCCCUUUGACCUCGGCCACGUCUGGUGAAGACAGCUCAGACGCCGGCCAGCAGCACAGUCCUCGCUCUGCCCUAUCCAAACCGCCUCUCCCUCCGCACUUGCAGCGUCCUAACCAGCAGGUGUUCCACAAGGCUCGGCUCCUCAGUGCCCGCCGUCAGUACUUCUCACAGGAGCGACAGGUGUCAGCUCCUGAGCGUUCCUCUCCGCCCAAGGAGCUCCCGCCUCCUCUCCAAGCACACAAGCCACGUGAGACACCACAGCACAUCGUCGCCUCCCGAUACAAUUCUACUUUUGACGCCUCCAGCAAUCUGAAGGAGAGGUUCGAAAGGUUCUCUGCCAGUGCCCGAGCGGAACGUGAACGACUUGCCCGGAGCACGCCUGACCUGAGUGUAAUCGAGGCGAGUGUGCGCCGGCAAGGGCCACGUAUUGAUCUCUGGAGCCAGAGUGAGCGGCAGCAGCAGCAGGCUGAGUCCCACCCCGCUAGUCCAGCCUCGGCCAGUGAUGGUGACGCAGCACGCCCCGAUCUCGCCCACCGCGGGGCCUCCAGCACCCACCAGAAGGCCAGGGCAGCUAUCCACGAGCGCUACAAGAACCGGGCGCAGCGCAUUCACGCUCGUGCCCGCAGUCAGAACUCGGGCGUAUUAGAGACCGACUUGGACACUGGAGCGUCUCGGGAAGUGCUCACGCUACGAGAGACCAACUUGGACGACCUGUACAGGGAUCUGCAGCACCUCCUGGAGAGUAUCCCGCCCGUCGGCGCAGCCCCUCCACAGGCAGACAAAGCCCGUGCUAAGUCUCUGCUGGACCUGGAGGCCACCGCCACCAUGGAGGCCCAGCUGGAUACCCCAGCCCGCCCACCCGAUACCCGUGCCAAGAGCAUGGAGUUCCUUCUCGACGACGGAAACAAGGCCUCCAUUCAGCCUCCAGAGAACGAGCUGAUGAAGGGAUCGGAGAGGCAGCUGUCGGAGGCUGAGCUGCGGGUGCGUCGCUCCCUGCAACGGCUGGACGUUCCUGAAUGGAUGAAGAACGCGCCGCCCCCCCAACAGGGCUUCCUUCUCCGUCGCCGGGAAUAUGGGUCCAGCAGCGCGCCUGCUGGCGGCUGGUCGGCGUACUCCUCCAAGACUGCGUCCAUGACCUCUUUGGGGUCGUCUCGCGCUGUCACACCUAAUACGCCCACCAAAGUGGUCAUCCCCACCCGCGUGGCCAGCAGAGGCGUGGGAGGGGUCGGGGGCAUAACGUCCCCGGCUUCCAAUUGUUCAAUCUCCCCGUCGCCUAGUGACCGUAGCGGUUCCCUCUUCCAGUACCCCAUAUCACGGUGGUCCACGUCGCGGCUCAACUCGGGAACCACCACACCCACUGGGUCUGUGACAUCCUCUAGGACCACCGCCACCUACACUCGUCAGCCCUACCUCGGCUGGCGCUCACAGACUUCACUCGCCAACCUGGCCGGAUCACAGUCCUCCCUAACCAGUACGGGCUCCUAUCUCACUGCGGCGGACAGAUUGGCUCUUGGCAUCACCGCCUACAGCCAAAGGUUCGUGAAGCCCACACCAAGCACACAGGACAAGGAAAACUCUUCCUCAGAAGCCAACGCCGCGGCCCCUAAAUCCGAAAAUCUUGAGCAGAACGACACCGGCAGCACAAACGGCAGCAUUAAGCUGCAGGUUCCCACCGAUGUGGCUGACGUUCACUCCUCCAUCAAGGAAGUCACUUCGGCCAUCGUGCAUUACUGCAACGAGUCCACGCCCUCUCCACGAGCGUCGCCGAGAGGGUCUCCGCGCCCCGACGGUCGGGCGCCCUCCCCCAGGCGCCUCGUAUGGGUCGAGAGCUCUUUCGUUGGUUCUCGGCCGAUUACCUCGCCAGAGACACCAACCAGUUCCACGCACGCCAUCACGCCCACCUCACAGCUCAAUGGCCACGACCUUCCGGAGUCCGGUGAGGUCCCCUCCCGGCCGCCUCAGCCCCCGGAGGUGGUUAGUCUGGUGAACAGCCUAAGCAGCGCAUGCAGCAGCCUCAGGGACAGCAGCAGAGACAGCACAGCAGCCAGCACCAACGAUAGCACAGCAGUCAUCGUGGACAGUAGCCUGGGCGGUGACAGCAGCCGAGCAGACAGUAGACACAGCUUCUCUGACAGCGGGCAGAGCACAGUUGAUCGUAGCACAGUGGACAGCAGACACAGCACGGCGGACACAGUGAAUAGCGGACUCAGUAGUCGGAACAUUGACAGUCUAAAUAGCAGAAGCAGUGUGCUGAGCAGUAGAAGUAGCGGUGAGUGCAGCAGCAGAGGAAGCGUGGGCAGUAGCAGCAGAAGUAGCAGCAGUAGGGCAGGAGGCAGUAGGGACGAUAUUGAGGCCUCACCGGGCAGCGGAGAGGCGGACGACCUGGCAGGCCGCCCCUCUGUCGGGAUGUUCGAAGACGAUCUCCCAGUCUCGGUUUCUGCGUCAUCCACAUUAGUGGUUCGGCCUGCCCUCCACCCCUCUGCCCCCCGCUCUUCUCCUGUUGUACUCUCUACCUUUCAAGGAAGCAACAACGAGGUUUUCCAGUUCGGUACAGCCACCCCUGAGGAGUCAAGGAGGUCCAGCGAGGUGUCGGGUGGAGCCACGGAAGGCAUGUGCAGGGAGAGGCACACGGCGGCUUACGGUGAGACUGUGGGCUACGACGAGCUUUUCAAGUCAGAGGAAAGCGGUGAUGAACUCUUUACGGAUAACUACGGAGCCGCAGAACCCGAUCCUCACGGCCUAGGACCGGACAGCACUACCCUAGAGGACGUACUAGACUCUCUUCUAGCACUGCCCUCCGCCUCCAGGUCUCCAAGCCCCGUCUGCGGCCAUCAUCCCCUGGGGCGGCCCUUCAGCCAUCCGGGAUAUACUAAGAGCAAUCAGGAGAAAGACAAUACCCUACCAUCGUCACCUCAGAGCCUGGACUGUCCCCCCAAGCACCAAGACGAUCAUUACGGCAACCUCCGUAACCACAACCUCCCAACCGACUGCAAGCCAGAUGGUUACCACAAGUCGUUCAGCUACAGCUCGAGCAGCGGCGACAGCAGUUUUCAGCAGCAACAACAACAGGCGGGGGCUCGUCCUCUCCUCCACCAGCAGCAUCCCCCGCCCCCGCCAGAGGGAUCCCCCGUGUCCUUCUUCCUGGCGCGGGACGAAGGUGAACCUCACAGUGAGCCGCCCACCACCACCACUACCAUCACCACGCACACUUCCUCACGCGCCCGCACUGCGCACGCGCAAUCGCACGUGCACGUGGACUCAAGCGGCAGGGCGCCCACGACACGGCGGCUGGACACGCUGGAGGCGCAGAGCCCGGAGGGCACCUUCACUGCCCGCCAGGUGACGGAGGCCGACCCCAGCACGGGCGUCUUGCUGCACCAGUCUACUGCUGUAGUGACACAUCCGCACUCGCACGCCUAUUCUCCUGCCCACACCAACCUCUCACAGAAUGCUCAUAUCUCCCCAACGCACCAUUCACACCUUUCUUCUCACAUGAGCGACUCACUUACUGGUUACAAAAAUCUACAGUCGAGUUCCUCACACAACAUUGUUUCUCCCACGCCCCCGUCUUACACCACACCAACCACUGCUACCCGUCACGUCAACACUACCUUUACUCACUCAACCCACUCUACUCUCCCCAACUGCGUCAUCACUACCAGUCCUGUGUCUGUUAAUUCUCACCACACUGCUCUCCCUCAGUCAUACUCCCGCUCUGCUCCCUCUGACACCCGCACCAGCCAUCUCCCGGCCUCCUCCCCACGGGCAGGGACUUCCCCUGGUCACACAACCCGCUCCAACCUCCACAAAGGGCACCAUCAGCCUCACGUUCCUGGCCACUUUGUUCCCGACAGCCAAGGCUCCGGCCAAGUCAAUCAGCUGGGCGCCUCACCUCCCAAGCGGUCGUCGCAGGAAGUGGUUCCAGCGAGUCCGGCUGACCCCUUGACAGAGGCUCUCAUGCUCAGCGGGGUGAUCGCGGCAGUCCCUUCCAUCGUUGAACGACAGCCACCGCCACCACCACCAGCAGGGCCACGCGUCACCUUUCACCUGCCGCCUCGUCACAUGAACAUUCCACCAGACUCUUCCUCUGAGAAUGGCAACGGCAACGAAAACGUAAGAGUUGACGCUGAUGACGAUUCCACCAGCUCGAACAUCGUGAAGUGCCGCAAUCCCAGCUGCGGUCUGAUAGCAGAGACAGACGAGGCCCGUAGCACAUUCAAAACGUGUCACAAUUGUUCCACAUUCUACUGUUCUCGUGCGUGCCGCCGACAGCACUGGGAGCGACAUAAAAAGCAAUGCAAGAGGAUAAGUUCCCUGGCGGUGGCUAAGCAGGUAGUGGCGCGAGUGAGGGAGGACGAGGCAGUGCUGGAGAAAGUCAGCGCCGCGGCCAGACGGGGCAUCCGCGCCCUUGGUCGUGGAACCGUUAAGAUAUUCUUCCACGACAUCAAGGGUGCGGAGACUUUCGUAGGAGGCGGGGAGCUGCCAGAGACGCACUACAUGACCAUCCAGAAUCUGCUGCCUCAGGAAACGGGCCCCGAGGUAUAUAAGCAAAUAACGGAGCUCUGUAAACACUAUAACGUGGAGUACAAGUUGGUGUUGUACGUCAGUAUUUGUAUCAUGAAUGAAAUACCUACAGGCUCGUCGCCCAAAUGGGAGCGUGAGAUGGUGUCUCACUGUGCCAAACUACGGCUUACUGGCGGCACAAGUGGCAGUGACACUUGGAGCCCACGUCCAGAGCGCCAUGUUAUCACGCGGGACAUGGACGAACCAGAAACUAUGAUCUUGACGUCAGCGCCAAUCCCGGAGUCCAAUACGUCUCCACAGGCGGCGAGACACAUCGCCUUCAAUAACAUCGUGCGUCACCUCCGUGAGAAGGGCAUCAGCCUCCGCCACCAAUACCCUGACGUCCACAAGAAGCUGACGGCGUACGUGGAGCUGGGCGAGGUGUUCCCGCCGCUCACCAUCUACCCGCGAGACGUCACCACGGGCUCCACCUUCAUGUGCAUUAUCAUGCCCGAAACAGACCACGCGAAACUCCAGCUCCUCAGCAACGACGCCUCCAAGGUCCGAACCAUCGAUAUCUCCCGACCCCACCCGCCCGCCUGACAUCCGAUCCCAUGACCCAAGCCUCCCCCUAAGCCAUAUCCAUCUCAGAGGGACACUUAAUCGCCACCACUAUUUAUGAUAAGUGAACGCCACGGCACUUUCCUCUUGAUCCCAUGUGUGCCCUGAGUCAGGCCUGUGAUAACCCAGUUGCUGGUGGCUACGCUACAUAUCGGCCUUAGACAUGCAGCCCGGCCAGAGGUGGGCCAGGCGGGCCGGGAUCGCGUCCCUCACGUCCACCUGUUGGUUGUUAUUGCCCCUGCGACCUAAGGUUAUAGGAUACGUGUCUUCCUACGGUGUAUCUCCUUCUCUGUCUCGUCAUAUCGAACCUCUUCCAUGCAGGAUAAAUCACCAUACUCACUCUAGAGGAACACACUGGGAUCGGAUUCUUAAGCUAUAAGCGAAACGGACAGCUGGGGGCGGCGCGGCCAGCCUGGGGCCCCUCACUCUUCUGCCACGCGGGCGGGUGUGUGAAUCUUUGGUUAUUUUCUUAAUUUGCUUAGAGUACUGGUGACUGUAGAGUAAGUGUACCAAAUGCAUUAUUUUAGUAACUAGCGCAAAUGGUGACUGGCGCUGGCCAUGUGCAGGACACAAGCGCUGCUGAAUCAAACAAGAGAGGAUUCAUGCCUUGGAAAACCCGUUCGUUCUUUUGUUAGUAAUAUUGUUAAUGUUGUAUGUGUGCAUGACAAAGAGAGAGAGAGAGAGAGAGAGAGAGAGAGAGAGAGAGAGAGAGAGAGAGAGAGAGAGAGAGAGAGAGAGAGAGAGAGAGAGAGAGAGAGAGAGAGAGAGAGAGAGAGAGAGAGAGAGAGAGAGAGAGAGAGAGAGAGAGAGAGAGAGAGAGAGAGAGAGAGAGAGUGUUCUAUGAUAUAUUUGUAAAAAAAAAACUUUCAAUUUGUUUUCUCCAGCUUUGAAGGUCUAGACGUUUUCAAGGUGCUGAAUAAGACCAGGCAAAAUAAUGUUAAAGUUUGUUACGAAACGUUCUAUCCUUUGAGUAUGUGAGAGACUGUGUGUGUGUGUGUGUGUGUGUGUGUGUGUGUGUGUGUGUGUGUGUGUGUGUGUGUGUGUGUGUGUGUAAAUAAUUUCGUAUACGUGUUUAUAUAAUCAGAGUGCAUAUACUAAAAACAUAUGCACGUUCAUAUCAAUUUAUGUGUGUAGAAAUGAGCGUGUUUCCAUGCGCAUUACUGUCCUCCUACCAAAACUCCCCAAAAAUCUUCCCCCACUAGAGGCAAGGGUAUUCAUAUCCCCUCCCCAAUACCCAAUCCUUCCUUACUUCACCCUUUCCUCCUUCUCCCAUCUUUAUCACCCUGAAAUUUUUGGGGGAUGUUUUUGGGAAGGUAAAGGACAAAAGUGAACCUCCAUCUUAGUUUUCGUUGUUCUUUUGAAAGUUUAAGCGAACAGAGAUCUAUAAAUGUGAUGGAUUUGUUGUCGUCUAUAUUUUCAUAGAAUCGAUAGGUAUAAUAAAAGAAAAAAAAACCUACUAUAAAUACUAUAUAUAUGUAAAUGUGACUUUGCAUCAUCAUCGCUGUGUUGACUGAUAAAAUAAAUAAUGAAGUGCCUGAUACACAUCCCACAGAGUGCUCCGUGUGGUGAUAGCCCGGAGCUGACGUGGGCCAGAAUGUGGUGAAGGAGACGCUAUUCUUCCCCCUGUCUGGUGCACCUCAUCCUACCUUACCCUACCUCCUCAUUCUUUCCUUCCUCCUUAUCUUAGUACCUAUCCUCCUCUCAAUAAUACAAUUUCAAUUUUUUUAUCCCCCUCCUCUUCUAAUAUUGUCUUCUCUUUUUGUUAUUCUUCUUAUAUCAAUUUUUAUUCUUUUAUAUUUCUUAUUCAUAAACCAUUCUUCUUUUAAUCUUAGUACGCAUCGUUCUCUCAUUAAUAUAAACUUCAUCAUUGUGUUUUCAUAUCUUCUUCCUCUUUCUAAUAUUGUCUUGUCUAUUCGUCAUUUUUCUUCUAUCAUUUUUUAUUCGUCUAUAUUUCCUAUUCAUUCACUAGAUACAUUUUCUUUAAUUCAUCGUUCUUAUUACACACUUCCAUUUCCUUUUAGUUUUUCUUCUAACAUAUUUCCUCUUCUUGUUUAGGUCUUAUCCUCGUCUCCUUCCUCUUUCUCCUCAUGCAUGGUUUCCCUUAUUUUUAUCCUUCUUUAUUUUCUAUUUCCCUUAUUCUUGAUUGUUUACCCUCCUCCACCACCUCCCGUUCCUCCUCACCCCCUCAUCCUCAUCCCGUUAACAGAUUUAUCACAUCAUCGGCCUUAAGGUUCCCUGAUGAAACUUUCAGGUUCUCAGAUAUUAACUAGUAAAAGGAAAAAAAAAAUAAUAACGUUCGUGUUCUCUCGUUACGAAGUGUACAUGUGUGCGUGUGCAUGUGUUGAGUGUUUCCAAGGACAAUCUCUCCUUUUUCGCUCCUCAUCAAGAUCCCCCACGUGUGGACCUAACAUGAGGACUUGUCAGGUGUUACGCAAAGACACCCUUGGGAUUCGCUACGAGAGGUAAUGAAGUCAGAUAUGUGAUAAGUCAAGCCAAUCCGCGAGGCUGGUAUCUCUAUUUGGUAUUCAUGGCCACUGUUGGGAAGCUUCAUUCUACCCUUGUUUCCUCCGCUUAGUACAGCUUCCAAGGCCUGAGGGAGAAUGUGUGGGUUACAGGUGAAGACUAAGACGGACACAAGAGCUCCUACGCUUAAUUCACUCAUCAUUACUAGCUGCUCUUAUCACGUGAUCGGUUUAUUUAGCUUCUGCCUUCAGUCCUAAACCAGUGACACCGUGGAUGUUUCUUUUCAUCGUUUAAAAAGAAAACGAGAAAACAGUGGUGAAGAGUGUAUCGUGUGUGCGUGUGUGUGUGUGACAAAAAAAGAAAAAUAAAUAAAUAAAAAUAUAUGUAAAAACCUCAAGUUCAUUGUUUUCCAAGUGACUAAGGUAAGGACAGGUGUGUGGCCGCUCAGGUAGAUACUUUGGAAAGUGGACAAGGUCAAGGUGAGGGUCACUAUGCAAAGGGGCGUGGGUAUGUCCGUGGGUGUGUUUUUGUGGGAACACCUGUGGAUCCAGAGGCGAUGGAGGGUGUCGCAGCCUGACUCUAACACUUCCAACCGACAACAACAACUACUACUACUACUAUUACUACUACUACUACUAUUACUACUACUACUACUACUACUACUACUACUACUACUACUACUACUUCUACUACUACUACUGUUAUUACUACUACUACUACUACUACUACUACUACUACUACACGUAAACGAGCACAACAGUCGCCACUCUUCACACCAAUAACCUCCAGCAUUCAGGGUCAGGUCACAGCUCUGGUCGGCUGCCACACGCUCCAGAACCUCUACAUUGACUAGAAAGUAACCAAUCACGACGCUCUCUCAACAAUUCAACAAAGGAAAAUUUCGAUAAAAAAUGUAACAAUGUCUUAUUUCCGCAUAUUGAAAUCCAUCCUUGUGUUGUUAUCUCGAUCAAUAUUUCGACAUUUACGGAGCUUUUUUGUCACAUGCAACGUUAUCUUUUUGGCUGCUAUUUCAUUCAGUACAUAUAUAGUAAUAAUAAUAAUAAUAAUGAUAAUAAUAAUAAUAAUAAUAAUAUUAAUAAUGCUACCAAUAAUACUAAUACUAAUAAUGAUAUAGUAAUAAUAAAUAUAAAUAAAAAAAAAUCCAUUCGUACGUCAAUACAUAUUAUGCAUACAUGAAUACAAACCUACAAGUUGAUGCCUUUACUCCCCCACUUGGACAAUAAGAGGCUGAGCUCGACGCUACCCGGCUCAGGCCAACACUUCCUGUACCUUCAAUAAACAGUUAAAAGUGGAAAAAUC
Messenger RNA from Portunus trituberculatus (swimming crab), 17123 nucleotides. RefSeq names its product serine/arginine repetitive matrix protein 2-like. Gene Ontology annotation, biological process: cell-cell junction organization. The record is from RefSeq and is a predicted model, not a curated record. The transcript is spliced from 7 exons. Gene Ontology annotation, cellular component: apical junction complex; plasma membrane. Bases 768 to 13322 code for a protein of 4184 amino acids. NCBI's taxonomy places the organism in Eukaryota, Metazoa, Arthropoda, Malacostraca, Decapoda, Portunidae.